GAUUUUAAUGAUGGGCAUCUAAGAGGACCUCUUUUUUUUUUUUGGAGGGGGAGGGGCCCUCUUUCCGCAGCUGAUUCCUAGCAGUUUACUGAUUGUACACUACCCCCCACUUAAGUAUAUAAACAAACUCACCUUUCUCGCCGUCGCGCCCCGACCGAAUACCUCUCUUCCUCCCCUUUCUUCUUGACGCUCUUCUUUCCACACGACACACAUAUACUUACAUACCUCAAAAGCUUAUUCAAUUUCCAUCAAAGAUCAAUUGAUCAAUAUAAUUCUCCGUCUCAAUACUCACUGCACACCAUUCCUCAACUUUUCACCUACUUAUUCAAAAUGGGUCCCAAGAAGGCAGAUGGAGCUCCCGCUGCUCCCAAGUCCAAGAGCACUCAUGCUACCUACCAGGACAUGAUUACUGAUGCCAUUGUUCAUCUCAAGGAAAGAAAUGGUUCAAGCCGUCAGCAAUUGAAGAAAUAUGUGAGAGCGAACAACACUAUUAAUGUGACGGACAAAAUGUUCGACUCUUUGUUCAACAAGGCCCUGAAGGGUGGUGUCGAUAAGGGAAUCUUCGAGCAACCCAAGGGACCUUCCGGUGGCACCAAGCUAUCCAAGAAGUCCAAGCCCGCUGCUGCUAAGCCUGCUGCGAAGAAGGAGGGUGACAAGGAGGCCCCCAAGAAGGCUGCACCCAAGAAGGACGCCACUAAGAAGACUGCCGCACCCAAGAAGGCAGCUGCUCCGAAGAAGGAAGGCACUGAGAAGAAGCCUGCUACAAAGAAGGCUGCUGCUCCCAAGAAAGCCCCAGCCGCAAAGAAGACAGCGACAAAGAAGGAUGCUCCGGCUGCCACUGCCUCUGCCACAGAGGAAAAGCCUGCUGCUUUAACGAAGACCAAGUCAGGACGAGUUGCAAAGACAGCAGCAGCUAAGCCAGCAGCAAAGAAGGCCGCGCCGAAGAAGGCUGCUGCACCAAAGAAGGAGAAGGCACCUAAGAAGGAAGCAAAAGCUGAAGCCGCGGCAUGAGCGAUUGUUUGUUAAUUUGUGUUCUUUAACUUGUGUGUUGGAGCUUGGCGGGUUCACUGGCGUUCAGGAAACUAGGUACAAAGCGUUGCGCGCAUUUGCGUCGCGUCUAUUGCUCAGCGGAAUAGGUCAUGCUUUGGUAGGGUCGGUAGGAAUUAGGGUGAAAUGGGGUGAAGAAGGUUCUCGAAGCAUUGCGAUUGUAUCCAAUAUUCCU
This is a messenger RNA of Hypoxylon fragiforme, 1222 nucleotides long. RefSeq lists its product as uncharacterized. NCBI's taxonomy places the organism in Eukaryota, Fungi, Ascomycota, Sordariomycetes, Xylariales, Hypoxylaceae. Gene Ontology annotation, molecular function: structural constituent of chromatin; DNA binding. Gene Ontology annotation, biological process: nucleosome assembly. Bases 331 to 1011 code for a protein of 226 amino acids. The transcript has 6 exons. Gene Ontology annotation, cellular component: nucleosome. The record is from RefSeq and is a predicted model, not a curated record.